CUUAUCGGCAACCAACAGCGGCAAAGGAUAUUGGGAGGUGUGGCCUGCGUUGGUGAUUUCAAACCCCGCUAAGGAGCGGCCCAAGGUUUACCCUACCGCUUGGCCAGUCUUGGCCUAGGAAUUACUGGGAAGAAUAACAAGAACUGAGACAUCAUGGGGGACGAUAGUGAGUGGAUGAAAUUACCUAUUGAUCAGAAAUGUGAACACAAGUUGUGGAAGGCCAGAUUAAAUGGAUAUGAAGAAGCUCUGAAGCUGUUUCAGAAGAUAGAGGAUGAGAAGAGCCCUGAAUGGUCCAAGUAUCUUGGACUUGUAAAGAAAUUUGUGACAGACUCCAAUGCAGUAGCUCAACUGAAGGGAUUAGAAGCAGCACUUGCCUAUGUUGAAAAUGCUCAUGUAGCGGGAAAAACAACAGGAGAAGUGGUGUCUGGCGUUGUGAAUAAAGUGUUCAAUCAGCCUAAAGCUAGAGCCAAGGAGCUAGGCAUAGACAUAUGUCUUAUGUUUGUUGAAAUUGAGAAGGGAGAAAUUGUACAAGAAGAGCUGCUUAAGGGCUUGGACAACAAGAAUCCCAAGAUCAUUGUAGCAUGUAUAGAGACACUGAGGAGAGCACUAAGUGAAUUUGGUUCAAAAAUAAUCUCACUUAAGCCAAUAAUCAAAGUGUUGCCAAAACUCUUUGAGUCUCGAGAGAAGGCUGUUCGAGAUGAAGCCAAACUUCUUGCUGUUGAAAUUUAUCGAUGGAUAAGAGAUGCUCUCAGGCCUCCUUUACAGAAUAUAAACUCUCUUCAGUUAAAAGAACUAGAAGAAGAAUGGGUAAAACUGCCAUCAUCUGCUCCCAAGCAGACCAGGUUCCUUCGCUCCCAGCAAGAAAUGAAAGCAAAGUUUGAGCAGCAACAGGCAGCUGGUGGGGAUGCAGAUGGAGGAGGAGAUGAUGGAGAUGAGGCUGUUGCACAGGUGGAUGCUUACGAACUUCUGGAAGCUGUUGAAAUUCUCUCCAAGCUUCCUAAAGAUUUUUAUGACAAAAUAGAGGCCAAAAAAUGGCAGGAGAGGAAAGAAGCUUUGGAAGCAGUGGAAGUGCUUGUUAAAAAUCCCAAACUGGAAGCGGGAGACUAUGCAGACUUGGUGAAAGUUCUUAAGAAGGUUGUUGGAAAGGACACCAAUGUGAUGUUGGUUGCUUUGGCUGCCAAAUGCCUUGCUGGACUAGCUACUGGUCUCAGGAAGAAAUUUGGACAAUAUGCAGGCCAUGUUGUCCCAACUAUCUUAGAGAAGUUCAAGGAGAAAAAGCCUCAGGUGGUACAAGCCUUGCAAGAAGCCAUUGAUGCAAUCUUCCUCACUACCACAUUGCAAAAUCUUAGUGAGGAUAUAUUGGCUGUGAUGGAUAACAAAAACCCAACAAUCAAGCAACAGACAUCACUUUUCAUUGCAAGAAGUUUUCGCCAUUGCACGCCUUCUACCCUUCCCAAGAGCCUGCUGAAACCUUUCUGUGCUGCUCUUCUCAAGCAUAUUAAUGAUUCAGCUCCGGAAGUUAGAGAUGCUGCAUUUGAAGCCCUGGGAACUGCCCUGAAGGUGGCAGGUGAGAAAGCUGUGAACCCUUUCCUAGCAGAUGUGGACAAACUGAAACUUGACCGGAUUAAAGAAUGUGCUGAAAAAGUGGAGCCUGCUGGUGCUGGUCGGGUUAGUGGAGGAACUGACAGAAAAGAGAACAAACCUGCUGCUGGAAAAGCUCCAGCUCUAUCAGGGGCUGCAGGGGACAAAGAUACAAAAGAUAACCUGGCCAAAGCUGGUCCAUUGAAAAAGGCACCAGCUGCUAAGGCUGGUGGCCCAUCUAAGAAGGGCAAACAAGCUGCAGCUGGUACAGCAGGAAGUGCUGCAACAAAGGGCAAAAAAGCAGCUGAAAUAAAGGAGAUAUUCGAGCCAGAGCUCUCAAUAGAGAUGUGUGAAGAGAAAGCAUCAGCUGUCCUCCCACCUACUUGCAUACAGCAACUAGAUAGUGGCAACUGGAAGGAAAGGCUUGCUUGCAUGGAAGAAUUUCAAAAGGCUGUUGAGCUGAUGAAUAGAACUGAAAUGCCUUGCCAGGCUCUAGUAAGGAUGUUGGCAAAGAAACCUGGAUGGAAGGAGACCAACUUUCAGGUGAUGCAGAUAAAACUUCAUAUAGUAGCUUUGGUUGCUCAGAAGGGAACCUUCUCCAAAACCUCUGCACAGAUUGUGCUGGAUGGUCUUGUGGAUAAGAUUGGUGAUGUGAAAUGUGGGAAUAAUGCAAAAGAAGCACUAACAGCUAUAGCAGAAGCCUGUCAGCUGCCUUGGACUGCUGAACAGGUUAUGUCCAUGGCCUUUUCUCAGAAGAAUCCAAAGAACCAGUCAGAAACCUUGAACUGGCUUUCAAAUGCGAUUAAAGAGUUUGGGUUUGCAGGACUGAAUGUAAAGGCUUUUAUCAGCAAUGUUAAGACUGCUCUUGCAGCUACAAAUCCUGCUGUGAGAACAUCUGCCAUUACUUUAUUAGGUGUUAUGUAUCUGUAUGUGGGGGCCCCUUUGCGGAUGUUCUUUGAGGAUGAGAAGCCUGCUCUUCUUUCCCAAAUAGAUGCCGAAUUUGAAAAAAUGCAAGGGCAAACACCACCUGCUCCAACUCGAGGCAAUUCCAGACAGGCUGUUGGCAGUGGCGAUGAUGGCGAGGAAGGAGAAGAACAGGAGGAUUUAGGAAAUGAUGUUGUGGAUCUCUUGCCAAGAACUGAUAUCAGUGAUAAAAUUACACCUGAACUGGUUUCUAAGAUUGGUGAUAAAAACUGGAAAAUCCGAAAGGAAGGUCUCGAUGAAGUAACAAGCAUCAUUAAUGAAGCCAAAUUCAUUCAGCCAAACAUAGGAGAACUUGCACCUGCACUGAAGAGUCGUCUCAAUGAUUCCAAUAAAAUCCUGGUGCAGCAAACAUUGACCAUUCUCCAGCAGCUGGCCACUGCGAUGGGCCCAAAUAUCAAGCAGUAUGUGAAAAACUUGGGUAUUCCCAUCAUUACAAUCCUUGGAGAUAGUAAGAACAAUGUGCGAACAGCUUCCCUAGCAACUGUGAAUGCCUGGGCAGAACAAACAGGCAUGAAAGAGUGGUUGGAAGGGGAAGACCUGUCUGAAGAGCUCAAGAAAGAGAACCCUUUCCUCAGGCAAGAGCUUUUAGGUUGGCUGGCUGAUAAGUUGCCCACACUCCGUACUGUCCCAUCAGACUUGGCCUUGUGUGUGCCUCACCUGUACUCUUGCCUAGAGGAUCGAAAUGGAGAUGUCCGAAAAAAGGCACAAGAUGCUUUGCCAUUCUUUAUGAUGCAUUUAGGGUUUGAGAAGAUGGCCAAAGCCACUGGCAAGCUGAAGCCAGCUUCCAAAGACCAAGUACUGGCCAUGCUUGAAAAAGCCAAAGCCAAUAUGCCUGCAAAACCUGCUCCACCUACUAAGGCAUCUUCCAGAGCUGUAGGAGCAGCUCCAGCCAAAUCUCAAGCUGCUUCGGGUUCUGGUGAAGAUUUUUCAUCCAGCACUAUGGAAACCAAACCUGAUGCUAAAAAGACCAAAGCAGGAGGAAGUGCCCCUAAACCCAAGGGUAUACAGGGAAAAAAGAUACCAAGCAAGUCCAACCUGAAGGAGGAUGAUGACAGAUCUGGCCCAGUUUUUAUCUUAGUUCCAAAUGGGAAAGAACAGCGAAUGAAAGAUGAAAAAGGAUUAAAGGUUUUGAAAUGGAAUUUUACUACUCCUCGUGAUGAAUAUAUUGAGCAACUGAAGACUCAAAUGUCCAGCUGUGUUGCCAAGUGGUUGCAGGAUGAAAUGUUUCAUGCAGAUUUUCAGCACCAUAACAAAGCUCUUAGUGUAAUGACUGAGCACUUGGAGAGUGAAAAGGAUGGAGUUAUCAGCUGUUUGGAUCUGAUCCUGAAGUGGCUUACCCUGAGGUUUUUUGAUACCAACACAAGCGUCCUCAUGAAGGUUCUAGAGUACCUGAAGUUGCUUUUCACUAUGCUGAACCAAGAAGAAUACCAUCUUACAGAAAAUGAGGCCACAUCCUUCAUUCCCUAUCUUAUUCUAAAGGUUGGAGAACCAAAAGAUGUUAUCCGAAGGGAUGUACGUGCAAUUCUGAACAGGAUGUGCCUCGUUUACCCAGCUAGCAAGAUGUUCACUCUUAUCAUGGAGGGAACAAAAUCAAAGAACUCAAAACAGAGAGCAGAGUGCUUGGAAGAGUUGGGUUGUCUAGUUGAGUCAUAUGGAAUGAAUGUGUGCCAGCCAACUCCAGGCAAAGCCUUAAAGGAAAUGGCAACUCAUAUUGGAGACAGGGACAACACUGUCCGAAAUGCUGCACUCAACACCAUUGUAACGGUUUACAAUGUGCAUGGGGAUCAAGUGUUCAAGCUGAUUGGAAAUCUUUCUGAGAAAGACAUGAGCAUGUUGGAGGAGCGAAUAAAGCGGUCUGCUAAGAGGCCAAAUGCUGCUUUAGCAAGGCAGGUGGAGGAGAAACCACAGCGCAUUCAGAGUGCCAAUGCCAACAUGAAUAUGCUGCGAAAGGGGCCGGCUGAGGACAUGUCUUCAAAACUCAACCAAGCCCGUAACAUGAGUGGCCACGCAGAGACAACGCAUGCAGUACCUCGGGAGUUUCAGCUGGAUCUAGAUGAGAUAGAAAAUGAUAAUGGUACAGUACGAUGUGAAUUGCCUGCACUGGUUCAACACAAGCUGGAUGACAUCUUUGAACCGGUCUUGAUCCCUGAACCCAAGAUCCGUGCUGUGUCACCACACUUUGAUGAUAUGCACAGUAACACAGCUUCCACCAUCAACUUUGUUAUCUCCCAGGUAGCUAGCGGUGAUAUCAAUACAAGUAUCCAAGCUCUAGCACAGAUUGAUGAGGUUCUGAGACAAGAGGAUAAAGCAGAAGCUAUGUCUGGCCACAUUGACCAAUUCCUCAUAGCUACAUUCAUGCAGCUCCGACUCAUUUACAAUACUCAUAUGGCUGAUGAAAAACUGGACAAGGAUGAGAUAGUCAAGUUGUACAGUUGUAUAAUUGGAAACAUGAUUUCGUUAUUCCAGAUUGAAAGUCUGGUCAGAGAGGCUUCAGCAGGUGUACUGAAGGACUUGAUGCAUGGACUCAUUACCUUAAUGCUGGAUUCAAGAGUUGAAGAUCUAGAGGAAGGUCAGCAGGUUAUCAGAUCUGUCAACCUCUUGGUGGUAAAAGUUCUGGAAAAAUCUGAUCAAACCAACAUACUGAGUGCCCUGCUUGUUCUUCUUCAGGAUAGUCUGUUAGCAACUGCAAGCUCUCCCAAGUUCUCAGAACUUGUAAUGAAGUGUUUAUGGAGAAUGGUAAGACUUCUCCCAGAAACUAUCAACACUAUUAAUUUGGAUCGAAUCAUGUUGGACAUUCACAUCUUUAUGAAGGUGUUUCCAAAGGAGAAACUAAAGCAGUACAAGAGUGAAUUCCCCAUACGGACACUGAAGACCUUAAUUCACACCUUGUGUAAGCUGAAAGGCCCUAAGAUCUUAGAUCACCUAACAAUGAUAGAUAACAAAAAUGAAUCUGAGUUGGAAGCUCACCUAUGCAGAGUGAUGAAACAUUCCUUGGACCAAACUGGGAGUAAAACUGACAAAGGCACAGAAAAAGGAGCUUCUCGCAUAGAUGAAAAGUCACCAAAGGCUAAAGUGAAUGAUAUUUUAGCAGAGAUAUUUAAGAAAAUUGGCUCUAAAGAAAACACUAAAGAGGGUUUGGCAGAGUUGUAUGAAUAUAAAAAGAAAUAUUCUGAUGCAGACAUUGAGCCCUUCCUUAAAAAUUCCUCACAGUUCUUCCAGAGCUAUGUGGAACGAGGACUCCGGCUGAUUGAAAUGGAAAGGGAGGGGAAAGGGCGCAUUCCCUCUUCUACAGGGGUUUCUCCACAGAUGGAAGUAUCGUGUAUUCCCACUUCCACCAAUACAGUCUCCUCAUCUAUAGGAAAUUCAAACGGGGAAGAGGUGGGGCCUUCUGUCUACUUGGAAAGGCUAAAAAUCCUCAGGCAGCGAUGUGGUCUUGACAAUGCGAAGCAGGAAGACAGAGCACCGCUGACCUCCCAGCUGUCCAAACCGUCAGUCCCUACCGUUGCAUCCUCCACAGAUAUGCUCCACAGUAAGCUUUCACAGCUUCGUGAGUCACGGGAACAAUACCAGCACAUUGAGCUAGACUCCAAUCAGACCCACUCCUCUGGCACUGGUACCACUACUUCUUCCGCAGCAUCCAAUAUUGAUGACUUGAAAAAAAGACUGGAGAGAAUAAAAAGCAGUCGCAAGUGAAUUGCGUGAGACAGUGUGGCAAUUGCAGAUCUGUCCAUCUUUAGUUUACUAAACUAGAAGUCUUCAUAGUUAAAGUGGCCUCAUGUAGGCCUUAUGUAUACAAACUGGUUUCUGUGUAUAAUACAGCAGAUCUUGGAGGACGAUCCAAGUCAUUGUGGCACAAGUCUUUGUAAAUACUUUGCUUCUCUGUGAGCAUUUCUUGACUGUAGAAGACUGUUUUGUGUAUUAGUUUAGUGUACAGAGCUGUAAACAACCAUUCUCCUGCUCAGUCCAGUUUCUCAUAACUUGUUUUUAUUAAGUUGUCUUACCUUUCUUAGCCUUCUUAACUCCUAGAAGCACCUCAGUGGAUUCAUUUUUAAUUUUGUGAAUUUCUUCAUAUAAUCCUUGAACUGUUUCUGUACGGACGCAUGGCAUGAAGUAACUAAUUUAAGUGUCUUUUUGUAAAUAAAGUUUGCAUUAACUCUCCAUGGGAGCAACAGUGACUGUUGGUGGGAAAUAUCCAUCCAUUUCCUAGUUGCUAGUGGCUCAGCAUUUCUAGGUAUCAAAGGAGCUGCUGUCUAAAUCCUGACAGCGGAAUAACUUUCAUUGGGGUGACAUGGAGAAGUUGAGGCACUAAAAGUGCAAAAAUGCUUCAGGUGAAAUAGUCCUUUGAUAACUUAAUAGUAUACUGUUGCCCUUACCAUUGGCUUCCAGGAUAGUUCGGGAGCAGAGGUAGCACAUUUUAUAUCCCUGAAAAUGCCUUUGCAAGCCUUUCUUCAUGCGAUCUUAAUCUACAUAGCCUGCAAGUGUUAUAAACACUUUUGUAUUUUUAAGGAAUUACUUUGAUCCUUUUUGAGAACUGGAACUUGAACAAAGUGGAUUAACAGUGUCCCACAGUUAAGAAAGCUUGGUUUGGGUUCUUCAAAAGAUUUUCUUCAGUAUUGUAAUAACAGGAGGAAGCCCAAAAUAUUUAGAUGUCUAGUAAGAUAUUUGCAAAUUCUUAACUGUUGCAAGCUCAGAACCUGCUAGAAAGUCUGUAGUAAAUGUAUGACCAAUGGUUGCCGCAGAUGGUUGAAAUGUCCUCUUAGGAUUCUGCUUUCAGAAUGCUUGUGCUCUGAAGUAGAUCAAUAUUGCGAUGGUUGAAGUUUACCAAUCCAGGUGGUUGUGGGGAAUUUUCUGACUGCUGCUUUUAUUUGUGUAGGUUAUGCAUUUAUUAACCAUUUAAGCUUUGAUUCCCAGACCUGCCAUGGCACAGGGAAUUUCUGUAAACCCUUCUAGGUUGAUAUUCCCUACUCCCACCUUAGAUGCUCUGAAGUAGAUACUGCUGCACCUGUUAUAAGACCUGGAGCUUCAGCUUUUUUGUGACCAACAGAGGUUUAAUUUCAUUUCCAGGUCUUCACGAUUGUUAAGCCUUGAUUGAAAGCACUGUUUAUAUGAUGGUUUUAUGUUGCACCAAAUCAAAUUGAUAGUCUUCUAUGGAAACUAUAGUUUCUGUGUGCAUAUGUAUCCUGGUUUGGAGAUAGUGCACAUCAUAGAGUGCUUGACCAGAGUGCUUGACUUUGGUGCGCAUAUGACCCGAUUUCUGGGAGGAUUGCCUGCUUGCCCUCAUUUUGUUCUAAGUUUCCAUUUUUCAGUAGAAGGUGCUCCUUCUAGAAACACCUUCUUUAGCUACUGCUAUAAAAGAGGGAAUCGACACAUGUCAGAGCAGAUAUAAAGGGUGCUGUUUAUUUAAACGCCACAAUAACCACUUUGUAGCACUAUGGUGUGCCUUGAAAUGGUGCAAAAUGCUUAACAGUUUGUAGGGCUCUUAAUUUUUCCUCUAAUGCACUGCUGGAAAUAGCCCCCCUUUGCAGCUGAUGCCCCAUUUUUAAGCAUUAUAUUAGAGCGCAAAGCACUACAUUGGUGUCAUAAAUGCACUGGUGAGGUAGUGGCAUUCAGAAUUACAAUUUACAGAGGUGUGCCACAAAUGAGAUUUAUAAAUGCAAUGAAGCCUCUGUGGCAAACUUUAUGCUUUAUCUAAAAAUAUAUUCUUUCUCCCCUCUUCACCCUGCAUUGGCCUAGCCUGAUGUAUGGCUUUAGUUUUGAUAAAUAUUUGCCAUUUCAGUGUUGGUUUAAGAUACUUUGAGUUUAACCUAGAGUCAAUGGAAAUGUUUCUACAGUUUGUUUGAAUAAAUGUUACGUUUUACUACUAAA
This is a messenger RNA of Varanus komodoensis (Komodo dragon), 8430 nucleotides long. It is a transcript of the gene CKAP5, whose product is annotated as cytoskeleton associated protein 5. The record is from RefSeq and is a predicted model, not a curated record. Gene Ontology annotation, molecular function: microtubule plus-end binding; microtubule plus end polymerase activity. The transcript is spliced from 44 exons. Gene Ontology annotation, cellular component: kinetochore; centrosome; spindle pole. Bases 154 to 6258 code for a protein of 2034 amino acids. Gene Ontology annotation, biological process: mitotic spindle organization; centrosome duplication; establishment or maintenance of microtubule cytoskeleton polarity. Lineage: Eukaryota; Metazoa; Chordata; Lepidosauria; Squamata; Varanidae.